AUGGGCCUUCGAAAUUCUAAGGAUAAUAAAAUAUCUUAAGAAGAAACAAACACUUAAUACUCAUCUCCUAAUAGUAUAAAUGUUUUAAUCUUUAAAGCUAGCAGUAGAGGUGAUAUUUCUGUUGAAAAUUAAAAAUCCAAUCCUUCUAAGUUCAAAAAAGGUACUUACAAUAAUGAAACUUAGUUAUUACUUUAAUAAAGCAAACCAAUUAUAAUGAAGCCUUAAAAUAUUUAGAGAAUACAGAUGAUUAAUAUUAAGAAACUGCUGAUUAUCAUUAUUUCAAGGGUAAUCUCUUAAAAUUAUUUUCAGGUUUGGCUUAUCUAGGAUUAAAUGAUCUUCAAAAAGCUUAAGAAUGUUGUGAAUAAGCAAUUAAAUAUGACUCAACUCAUAAAUUAGCUUUGGCAGAAAUAGGUUAAAAAAGAGAUUUAUUGAUUUUAGGGAAUAUUUAUAUAUUGACUAAAAAAUAUGAGGAGGCUCAUUAAAUAUUUAUGGAACUCUUAAAACUUGACCAGAAAUCCUUUGAAGCUCAUUUGGGAUUAGGCUUUGUUCGAACAUAAAUCAAUGACUUUAAGACAGCAUAAGAGCAUUAUGAGUCUGCUUUGAAUUCUGGUAUAGAAGAGAAAAUAACCUCUCUGAAUUAUGGUAUAAAGGUUUAUAAAGUAAUUUAGGACAUAUGUUAUUUAAAUAAAAAAAUUAUGAGAUGGCAUUGAAAUUUUAUACAAAAUCAUUAGAAAUCGAUAAUGAAUAUUUAAGUGCAUUUUAAGCUAUUGGAAACUUAUAUUUUAAAUAAUAAAAAUACAAUGAAUUAUUAGAGUUAUGUGAAUAAUAUAACAAUAAUUAAUCUUGGAAAAUUCCUAUAUUAUUACUAAAAUGUAUAAUAUCAUUGCUAAUUAAAUAGGUUCAGCCUACUUUGGAUUAGAGUAGUAUGAUAAAGCACAACAAGCAUGUGAGAUGAUUUUAUUGGAGGAUUAAAAUAAUCUCGAAGCUCUUUAUAGUAUUGCAAAGUGUUUAAAAGCAUAAGGCAAGAAUUCGUAAGCUCUAAAUUAUAUAGAGAAAAUUCUGAAACUUUCACCAAAAAAUAAAAAAUUCUUAAAUUUAAAGGCAAAUCUUUUAAUAUUAUUAUAACGAUAUCAGCAAGCAUUAUAAACUUGUGAUGAACUAUUUGAAUUGGAUGCAAAUGAUUCUUACUCAUUUUAUAUAAGAGGCUUGAUAUAUAUGAAUAUGAAAGCUUUUGGUAAUGCAAUUGAUGAUUUUGAGAGAGCAUUAAAUUUUGAACUUCAUCAUACUUUUAAUUAAAAAGUAUAUUAAUCUAAAAGUAUUUAUUUUGAUAUUAAAUUUUAAAGUUAAAUGUCAUUUAGAAUUUUAAUAAUUCUAAUAAAUUUAAGAUUGCUACGAUUUUCUACUUGCUUUAACUAAUAAUGAUUCAGAUAAAAUUAAAAUUCUUAUAGAUAAGGGAUAUUAUUAUUUAUUGGCUAAAGAUAUUGAAAAUGCUGAAUUAAAUUUUAAUAAAGCAUUAAAAUACUAAAUGAAUCAAAUGGAAACAUAAAUUAAGAUUGCUAAUUGUUUUAGAGAUACAAAGUAUUUUAAAUAAGCUCUAAUGUUAUAUGAUAAAUUAAUCUAAGUAAAUUCAAAAUUUCCAACUGCUUAUAUUGAAAAGGCUGUAUUAAUGGAUUUAUAAUAAAAUAAUUCUUAAACAAUUCAUUUAUGUAACAGAGCUAUUGAUCUAUAAAAAAGCUAAGCCAAACCAUAUAUGUUAAGAGGAAAAGCCAAAAUGUAAACUCAAUAAUAUGAUGAAGCUUUAAAUGACUUUGAGUAAGUAAUUAGAUUAGAACCAAAUAAUCAUCAAGCACUUUUUGAAUGUGGCUAGGCUUAAUACUUGUAAAGUAAUUUUGAGAAAGCAAGUGAAAUGUUUGAGAAGGCUCUAAUAAUUGCACCUGAAAUAGAAUAAUAUCAUAUCAAGAGGGCAAUUUCUCUUUCAUUACAAGAUUUUGAUAAAGAAGCAAUAGAGUAUUUAAAGGAUGCUAUUAAUUAAUUUCCACAAUUUGAGGAUUGUUAAAAUCUAAUAGAAAGUUUAGAAGCAAAACCAAAGCAUGUUAGAGAAUAUGCAAAUGUAUUUGUUUAUCUGAUAGUAAUGUUCUUUGAAAUUGCUGAAUAAUUAUCUAAAUAAGAAUCAUUAGUACCUACUAUUGAAAUAAAUUAAAUUAUUUAAUUGAUGAAUAUUAAAAUGAAAGAGAAUUUUCCAAAAAUAUCAAAUCUAUUUGAAAUAGUUCGAUAUUUUAUUUUAAAUAAGUUUGACUGUGAAGUUAAAAUUAGUAAUGAAUAAAUCGUCAGAAUUAUAUUAUCUAUUUAUCAAACUAAAUAUCAUCCUGAUAAUGGUACAAAAGUAGUUAUGAUUAUGGAUAUGAUAGAAUUAGGUAAAAAGAUAGCAAGAUUAAAAGAUAGAUAAAUUAAAGCAGGUAUAAAAUUAGAAAAUUAAAGAAUUCAAUCAGAAUUUUUGAAAUUCAUAACAAAAUCUAGUAAUUCGAUCUUUAUCUCAUCUGCAGCUGGAUUUGCUAUAAAAGAUUCAAUAUAAGUUCUCCUAUUUUUAAUAUUAAACUUUAAAACUAUAAAUUCUGAUUUAAUAAAUCUCAAGAAUUCAAUAUAUAGUUAUGUAAAAAAUGGGGUUUUAGAUAACUUAAAGCCUAAAUGA
Messenger RNA from Paramecium primaurelia, 2689 nucleotides. The record is from the annotation of a GenBank genome assembly. NCBI's taxonomy places the organism in Eukaryota, Ciliophora, Oligohymenophorea, Peniculida, Parameciidae.